Messenger RNA from Rotaria sordida, 756 nucleotides. Lineage: Eukaryota; Metazoa; Rotifera; Eurotatoria; Philodinida; Philodinidae. The record is from the annotation of a GenBank genome assembly.
AUGGAUCAUCACUUAAUACAAGUUGAUCAUCAUGAAGAAGAAAAGAAACAGGAUGCUUUUACUGCUUGUAUGCCAAUUCUGAAAAAAAUUGUUGAACAUAAUGAUGAAGAUUUGCAUCAAUGGUUAUCUAAAUUAUUGGUACAAUUGAAUAUUACUGCUAAUGAUAAACAAAAUCUUAAUGAAAUUUUCUCGACGAUUCUGUUUGAAAUACAAAAUUUAAAAGAUCGAUUAACAAAUCAGGAAUCAAAAAUUGAAUCUCAAGAAUUACGUAUUCAAACCCUCGAAUUAAAGCAACAAAUGCUAUUUCGAUUUUAUUUCCUCGACGAUAUUAUCAAACAAGUAUGGCCAGCAAUGAACACAUGGCCAAAAUUCACAGACGAAUGGUCUAUUCGUGAGCAAGAAGCUAUGGUGUCACUGAACAUUGACAGGAAAUUUGUUGAUCCAAAAGAAGAUUUAAAUGUACAAAAUCAUGAACGCGUACGAACUUUCAUUGAACCAAUUGAAAGUGAAUUAAAACGAGUGACUAUGUUGAAAUUGAAAUUAAUUGAUUUACGUAAAAUAGCGAGUGAUCGAUUUCAGUAUGCUCAUGAGCCCAUCCGAUCGGUAGCUGAACAACGAGAUAUGAUUACAAAAUGUCUUAAUCAUGUUUAUCCUGCCGAAUAUAAAUACACUUUAAUGGUAAAGAACAUGGUGCUCAAAUUAGCUGAACGUGAUCAAAAUAUUUCUAAAAGCGGAUUAAAAGAUUUUCGCAAGUAA